This is a messenger RNA of Dracunculus medinensis (Guinea worm), 873 nucleotides long. The record is from the annotation of a GenBank genome assembly. NCBI's taxonomy places the organism in Eukaryota, Metazoa, Nematoda, Chromadorea, Rhabditida, Dracunculidae.
AUGUCGUCAAUAAAUGGUCUAAUGAGCGCUCCAUGCUUUGUUCCAACGCCUUCUUCAAUUAAUUUUGAUAUUUUCUGCCAAUUUAACUAUCAUAGUAAACCAUAUAUUUGCGAUCCUUCAGGCGCUCUUUCUCGAACGGAAAUUGAGAUGUUGGAUAAUUUUAUUGAUCCUCUUAACUUCACCUCGUGCUUCUGCAACGAAGAUCAUUGUUCAUCAUCAAAACCUCAUUUAUUUAUUGUAAUAGUACCAUCAACAAGCAUAGAAAGUUUAUGUAUUUGUGAUCCUUCUAUGGAAUUUACGCGUCCACACACAUUAGCGAUUGCGGCAAAGAUUUAUGCUGAAGAACUCGCGUACCAGUGGACAGAAGGAUGUCGGGCGGAUUUGAUGCUCGUGUUUAUUCGCUCAUUCGAUUUCGGUGAAUUAAAAAAGCCAUACCUUGUGCCUUUAUACAGAUAUAAUUUUGAAUAUCUGUCAAAAUUCUCGGAACCGGUAAAAAUAAGGAAAAGCCAAUCGGUUUAUUCAGCAAUUAGUGGCUAUCUUGAAAAUGUCCCAAGAAUUAUCGACCAAAGACCCUUAGAAAAGGUAUCAUCAAUGCCACUUUGGGCGUUAUUUGUUUGUUGUGCAUUCAUUAUUCUUGCAACUAUCGCAUUAUACAUUGGUAAUUAUAUAACACAACAAGUUGAUAAUGCACAUUGGUACCAAUCGAAAUCUCCUGUAAGUAAAAUUACAAUUCGACUUGCAAAUGAUCGAUGGCGUGCAGGUUUUGGUGGUGGUAUGAUCAUGCAAAAUAGCGCUUCGUCUGCCAAAAGUUCAGUGAUGUUCAAACAAUUUAAUCAAAGAACAAGAUUGGCCCAAAAUUUGCAAAAAAUAUAA